Lichtheimia ornata is the source of this 2097-nucleotide messenger RNA. RefSeq lists its product as uncharacterized. The coding region runs from base 1 to 2097 and encodes 698 amino acids. Gene Ontology annotation, cellular component: eukaryotic translation initiation factor 2B complex. Lineage: Eukaryota; Fungi; Mucoromycota; Mucoromycetes; Mucorales; Lichtheimiaceae. The transcript has 9 exons. The record is from RefSeq and is a predicted model, not a curated record. Gene Ontology annotation, molecular function: translation initiation factor binding; guanyl-nucleotide exchange factor activity; translation initiation factor activity. Gene Ontology annotation, biological process: biosynthetic process.
AUGCCACCCAAAAACAAACGGCAGGACGACGGCGAAGAGCCCUUCCAAGCAGUGAUACUCACAGACAGCUACGAUGACCGAUUCCUUCCUAUAUCGCAUGACAUGCCACGUUGCUUAAUGCCUCUUUGCAAUGUGCCUCUGAUUGAAUACACGCUUGAAAUUCUUGCAUUGACCGAUGUCGAAGAAGUCUUUGUUGUUUGCACCUCGCACAUUGACAAGAUCAAGGAGUAUUUCGAGCAGUCAAGUUGGCUCCAAUCCACCAGCCCUUUGAAUAUCCAGAUUGUUCAAGCACCCGAAGUCAUGUCUGUGGGCGAUGCUCUUCGUGAGCUUGAUUCUCGUCAGCUUAUCACCAAUGACUUUAUCUUGACAUUUGGUGAUCUUGUCUCCAACAUGAAACUCGACAAAGUGCUCGAGACCCAUCGUGCUCGCAAAAAGACCGACAAGAAUUCAAUCAUGACCAUGGUCCUCAAGGAAGCAACUCGUACACACAGCAGCCGUGCCAAGGAUGAGUCUAGCGUCUUUGUUCUCGAUCCCAACAACAGCCAAUGCUUGUUUUAUGAACCCGUUGAAGAGUUUCCACGCAAAGGCCGUAUCGAGAUCUCACCCGAAAUCUUUGAGAAUCACACCCAGUUCGAGUUUCGCAAUGAUUUGGUUGAUCCAUUCUUGGAUAUUUGCUCCGUUGAGGUGCCCGCCCUUUUCACCGAAAACUUUGAUUGGCAGCAUCUGCGAAGAGAUUUUGUGCAUGGUAUAUUGACAUCAGAUAUCCUUGGCAAGACCAUCUAUUCAGAGAUCGUGUCCGAUCCCUAUGUUGCGCGCAUUCAAAAUGAAAAGUUAUAUGACACUGUCAGUAAUCACAUGCUCAAUCGCUGGACAUUCCCCAUUGUACCUGAAACCAACUUACAUCAUGGAGACGAGUAUCAAUACAUUCGAGGAAACAUUUACAAGGCAUCAGAUGUGGUUUUAUCACGAUCAUGCAUCAUUGAUGAAAAUGUACAAAUCGGCUCUGGAUCAAUCAUUGGUGAGAAUGCUCGUAUUGGCAACAGUAUUAUUGGACACAACUGCAACAUUAGUGACAACGUCGUGCUCGAAAAUGUAUAUGUUUGGGACAACGUGACCAUCUCAGCCAAUUCCAGUGUUUCUUGGUCCAUUCUCGCCAACAAUGUCACUGUUCUUGAAAACACCAUCGUCGACCAAGGAUGCUUGCUUUCUGUUGGUGUCACUAUCGGCCCUGAUGAAACGAUUCCAAAGUACUCUCGAUUGAGCUUGCACCCUCAACCCAAGUCGAGUAUUUUCGCUGAUGAUAGUGAUGAAGAGGAAGAGGAUACAGAGCAAGGUCGGGUACUUAGCAGUGAAAGCCAUCCUGAUGUCUACUUUUGGACUGAACGCAGCAAUGACGAUGAUGAUGUGGAUAUCCGAAAUAUCAAGCUUGGUUCAUUAGCGUUCCAAAUGGGUGAUCUCACGAUUGGAAGCGAUGAUGAGAGCGAGAGCGCUUCUGAAGUGGGCGAUAUAUCAGAUGACGAAUCGCUUGAUGCUGGCAACUUGUCAAUUAGUGCAGCAUGGGAUACACAAGAUGCCCAUAAGCAAGCCGAAUUCAAGCGUGAAAUUGCACAAACCAUCGAUCGAUCACUACAUGAAAACCACACCGUUGAAACAACUGCCUUGGAAAUCACAGGUCUACGCAUGUCACACAAUGGCACUUAUGAUCAAGUACGCGAGGUGAUGAUUCCCAUGCUCUUAGACUCGGCCGAUAUCUCCAAAAACGCUGCAGGCAAUGUGCGAGCAAUGCUUAAGAAAUGGUCGUCUUUGAUCACCAAGGUUACCCAUGGUCGUGAGGAUCAAGUGCAUGUAUUGCGUCUUUUCCAGAAACACUGCGCAGAGAAUGAGCAAUUGAAUCGAUUAUUCCUUGGUAUACUGCAAGUGCUGUAUGACUUGGACGUGGUUGAGGAAGACUCUAUUUUGAAAUGGUAUGCAACGGAUGCAUCAAAGUCCGGGUCAGCGGCCGAAUUAGCCCUUCGGGAACGAGCCAGCAAGUUCAUUAAUUGGUUACAAGAAGCUGAAGAAGAAUCAUCUGAAGAAGAGGAUAGCGAUGAAGAUUAG